AUGGCUGCAGCCAUUCCCUCGGCCGCGCCGGCUUUGGGCUUGGCACUAGGACCUCGCCCCGGGUUCCGCCGGCUCGGUUCCGGAGCGCUGGCGCGGCGCGCGCCCAGCAGCCGUCGCGGGGCCGCGGUGGCCGUGGCGAUGGCGGCGAGGAGCAUGAGAGGACUGAUGCGCCGCAUCGCGGAUUGCAACGAUGGCCUUGCCUUGCUGCCGCAGACGAGGCCACUUCUGGUGGAGGGCCGAGCCGUGGGCAAAGUGCUCCCCAAGGCGGCCCAGUGCAUGGGGCAAUACGACGAGGUUUUCCGCGUGACGGACGAGGCGGUUGAGCUGAUUGCAGGCGACACGCUGGAGUCGCGAUCGCAGGCGGUGCAUGAUGUAGUGAAGCGGCUACGUGAUGAGGACAGAGUGCCGAUGCUCCGUGGCUGGAGGGAUGAGGACUGGCCGGUGAAGCCGUCCUUCCACGACGAGCCGGUCCUUGUCAUUGAGCGUUCCGCGGGGCCGCUGCUCGGCGUGCAGGGCUUCGGGUGCCAUAUUAAUGGCAUCGUGGAGGGUGAGGACAAUGUGCCCAUGCUUUGGGUGGCGAAGCGCGCUGAAACCAAACCUACCUACCCGGGCCUGCUAGACAACAUUGUGGCAGGAGGACUUUCUGAUGGAGAACUGCCUCGAGAGAAUGUGAUCCGCGAAUGCUGGGAGGAGGCGGGCGUGCCAAAGGCGCUGGCGGCUGAAGCGCGGCCGGCCAGCGUAGUGUCCUACUCCCAGGUGGAUGAGACAGGCUGGGGGGUGAAGCGGGACGUGCUCCUCUGCUACGACUUGGCGCUGCCGAAAAACUUCACGCCCUUCAGCAACGACGAGGAGGUGGACUCCUUUCAGCUCUGGAGUAUGGACAGAGUCCUGGAAUCUCUGGAGUCCGAGACGCGGCCAGAUUGGAAGCCCAACGUGGCUUUGGUAAUCAUCGACAUGCUGGUGCGAAGAGGCUUCCUGAAGCCCGAGGAGCCCGGUUAUGUGGAGCUGAUCCACGCUCUACGGGUGUGA
Molecule: messenger RNA, 1029 nt
Organism: Effrenium voratum
Lineage: Eukaryota; Dinophyceae; Suessiales; Symbiodiniaceae
Source: the annotation of a GenBank genome assembly